Eutrema salsugineum is the source of this 1933-nucleotide messenger RNA. RefSeq names its product peptidyl-prolyl cis-trans isomerase FKBP65. Gene Ontology annotation, biological process: protein peptidyl-prolyl isomerization. Gene Ontology annotation, cellular component: cytoplasm. Gene Ontology annotation, molecular function: peptidyl-prolyl cis-trans isomerase activity; protein binding. The record is from RefSeq and is a predicted model, not a curated record. The coding region runs from base 1 to 1722 and encodes 573 amino acids. NCBI's taxonomy places the organism in Eukaryota, Viridiplantae, Streptophyta, Magnoliopsida, Brassicales, Brassicaceae. The transcript is spliced from 13 exons.
AUGGAAGACGAUUUCGAUAUGCAGCUUCCGGCAGAGGAGCCCGAGGAGAUGGAUUUGGAUCUCGCGGACGAUGCUGAAUCGGAUCCUAUAAUGAAAGUCGGCGAGGAGAAGGAGAUCGGUAAAUUAGGAUUGAAGAAGAAGCUAGUCAAGGAAGGUGAAAAAUGGGAUACGCCUGAAAACGGUGACGAAGUUGAAGUGCAUUACACGGGAACAUUGUUAGACGGGACCAAGUUCGAUUCAAGCCGUGACAGAGGAACUCCCUUCAAAUUUACUCUCGGCCAAGGACAUGUGAUAAAAGGAUGGGACAUAGGGAUCAAGACAAUGAAGAAAGGCGAGAACGCCAUUUUCACCAUCCCUCCCGAGCUGGCGUAUGGUGAAACCGGUUCACCACCAACCAUUCCUCCAAAUGCUACUCUUCAGUUUGAUGUGGAGCUGCUAUCGUGGAGGAGUGUAAAGGAUAUAUGCGGUGAUGGUGGUUUGUUCAAGAAAAUUAUAGUCGAAGGGGAAAAAUGGGAGAAGCCAAAGGACCUUGAUGAAGUGUUCGUCAAGUAUGAAGCUCGGCUUGAGGAUGGCACCAUUGUUGGAAGGUCUGAUGGGGCAGAGUUCACUGUCAAGGAGGGUCAUUUCUGUCCUGCGCUUGCUAAGGCAGUCAAAACCAUGAAAAGAGGAGAGAAGGUUCUCCUAACUGUGAAGCCACAAUAUGGCUUUGGGGAAAUUGGAAGACCAGCAGAUGCUGGUUCUCAUGCUGCAAUCCCACCCAAUGCAACCCUUCAGAUUGACCUUCAGUUGGUUUCUUGGAAGACUGUGCUGGAAGUAACUGAUGACAAGAAGGUUAUUAAGAAAAUACUGAAGGAAGGAGAGGGAUAUGAUCGUCCCAACGAAGGAGCACUUGUCAAACUGAAGUUGAUCGGUAGACUUCAAAAUGGAAUUGUGUUCUUGAAGAAAGGUCAUGCAGAAGACGAUGAGCCAUUCGAGUUCAAGACCGAUGAAGAACAAGUAAUUGAAGGACUUGAAAGAGGUGUGAUGAGCAUGAAGAAGGGUGAGGUGGCACUAAUCACCAUUUGUCCGGAAUAUGCUUUUGGUUCCUCUGAAUCAAAGCAGGAGCUGGCUUUAAUACCUCCAAGCUCAACUGUAUGCUUUGAGGUGGAGCUGGUAUCCUUCAUCAAGGAGAAAGAGUCUUGGGACAUGAACACACAGGAAAAGAUAGAAGCUGCUGGCAAGAAGAAGGAAGAGGGGAACGCAUUGUUCAAGGCUGGAAAAUACACAAGAGCUUCAAAGAGAUACAAGAGGGGUGUAGAGUACAUAGAAUAUGACUCAACUUUCGAUGAAGAGGAGAAAAAGAAAGCACAAGCUCUAAAGAUUUCAUGUAAUCUGAACAAUGCUGCUUGCAAGCUGAAACUGAAAGAUUACAAGGAGGCGGCAAAAUUUUCCACAAAGGUGUUGGAGAUGGAUGGUGGGAACGUGAAAGCGUUGUAUAGGAGAGCACAUGCAUACAUGGAGAUGGCUGAUCUUGACUUGGCUGAGCUUGAUAUCAAGAAAGCUCUUGAAAUCGAUCCUGACAACAAGGAAGUGAAGAUGGAAUAUAAGAAAUUGAAGGAGAAGGUGAAGGAAUACAACAAGAAAGAUGCCAAGUUUUACAGUAACAUGCUGGCUAAGAUGCUUGAGCCACACAAAGAAGCACGGAAGGAAGCACAGGCGAUGAGUAUUGAUACCAAGGCAUGAUUUGGAACACUUAGACGCAUUGAUCCCGAAAAGUAAAUACAGAAUUUUGUUUGUUUCCUUUCGCUACAAUCUUGGGAUGUAACAUUUUCAGACGAUAUUGCCCAAUGGUCGUGUUCUCUUUCUAGUACCUACUUUGAACUACUGUUGAAGCAAAACAGACUUGUAAUAAAACAAGGAUUCACUCUUUUAAUUACUUUCGGCUUGUAAUAAA